UCUAUGUUUAUACUGAAAGCAGUGCCGCAGGUUGCUGUAAGAUGUCAGGCCAGGAUAGUUUGCAAGCUAAUACUAACAGUAACCUCAUGAUCAAGGUAUGCUUUCCUGAGGAGAUGGGACCAGUCAAACCAGAUGACCUGGAUGUCUUUCUCAGGGCAGUGCAGGAGAUCAAGAUAUUGAAUUGUAUUCAGUGCACGUUGGGAGCUAGAGUUCUUGGUGCACCUACUACAGGACAAGUAGAUCAACCAGAUAGUGCAGUGUCCCCCUCCUCUAACUCAUCAGCUGUUUCUGUGAGUGCUGCUUUUGAUCCACCCGGAUACUACUGCAGAACUGCCGCUCCUUAUCACAGUACUGAAGGCAAAGACUCACUAAAACCCACAGUUAUUGUUGAACUAUUCUUUUCCUAUGAAGUGAAACUACCCGAUAAAGAGGUAACAGUGAGGGAAGUUACACAGACGCUGAAGAAUACACUGCUACGUGGAAAGGCUGAUGUGCAGGUCAAUGCUGUCAGCUUUCUCAUGUUUAAAAAUAACUGAAGCUAUGUGUCUACCAUGCAAUUCAAACAGCAUAGUCGAUUCUAGCUUGCUUUUAUGUUGUACGUUGCUUUUAAUAGCACAACAACUUUAACAUAGCUUCAAUUGUUUUAUAGAAUUUGUAGUUCUGUUUCCACCCGUCAAUUCCGUAUGUAUAGUUUUAGUUAUAUAGAUUGCGUAUCAUGUGA
Messenger RNA from Halichondria panicea, 721 nucleotides. RefSeq lists its product as uncharacterized. The record is from RefSeq and is a predicted model, not a curated record. The transcript has 5 exons. Lineage: Eukaryota; Metazoa; Porifera; Demospongiae; Suberitida; Halichondriidae. The coding region runs from base 42 to 536 and encodes 164 amino acids.